GUGUAGGCUGUGUUCAACGGGAGCCUGUGACGUCGCGGCCCGUUCCGGUAACAGUCGGCACUUUGAUCAGCCUCGUUUAGUCUUCUCGUUAAAUCGUUAAAUCGUUUUUUUCUCCGCCGGUGGAAACUUCUUCUUCUUGGUUCCGGCGCUGGUUUCAAAAUGGUGGCUGUGUCAGCGGAUUACCGUGAGUGUUCUUAGCUGGAGCUAAGCUAGCUAACGUUAGCAUACAUCUGAGUGCUAUGGUUCCAGCAGCCUGGAGUCCCUCAGCUGAACAGGUCAGUGGAACCGUCAUGUAAACACACCGACAGGAACCCGAACCCGAACCCGCUCGGUGUCAGGGUGGCUGCGGCGGCGUCCUGGUGGAGGAGUAGUCUAAUGGAGAGCGACUGUCGGAUCCCCGUGGCGUGUUGUCGUCCCCGGGUCCUGGUCCUCCACGCUCUGUUCUGGGGCCUCGUGUCCCUGAGAGUGUUUGGAGCCGCUCUGCUGAGUGAGGAUAAAACUACAGCAGUGAAACCCGUGGUCGCCCCCUGCUGGCUGCAGGAGGACUUCAUUGUGACCUCAGCGUGUUUGCAGUGCGACGCCUUCCAGGCUAAGUCGUGGUCGUCCUGUGGACAGACGGGCUACGUGGAGAAAAUCAACUGCACCAGAUCCAACAAAGACGAGUACAAGAGCUGUCGGUCGGCGCUGAUGGAGGAGCAUCUCUUCUGGAAGUUCGAAGCGGCCAUGUUGGCUCUGACCGUUCUCUUCGCCAUCGUGGUGGUCGUCCGUCAGCGGUGGCUCGACCGUCUGGCAUCGGAGAAGGUCCGCCGUCAGAUUGAGUCCAUCUAGGACUCGAGGACCUGAUCCGGUCCUGGACAGUAUUUUAAUGUGCGAGUUCAACGGGUCUGGAUUCUGAGAUCCAUCAGGACUAAGGGAACCUGCCGGGAACUGGACUUUUCUUUCCAAGAGGAACUUUAUUGAACAUGACAGGAGGAGACGAUAUGGAGGCAGAGCACAGACCAGAGAAGUCUGAAUCUUUUAACUUGAGCUUUUUUACUUUACCAAGAUCUUCACUCGUAAAAAUUCAAAAGAUGAAUUCUCCAAGAAUUUUAUUUCAGACUUAAACCAUUGAAACAUCACACGUGUUGUCAAAUCCUUCAAUUCAAUCUGAAUGGAGAAUACAACCUCAUAAAUUGUUCAAGCAUUAUUUUCAAUAUGAAACAAAUAAAAGUUGAAUCAUGUCAGAACCGA
Platichthys flesus (European flounder) is the source of this 1230-nucleotide messenger RNA. RefSeq names its product jumping translocation breakpoint (gene jtb). Gene Ontology annotation, biological process: mitotic cytokinesis. The record is from RefSeq and is a predicted model, not a curated record. Gene Ontology annotation, cellular component: cytoplasm; spindle; membrane. NCBI's taxonomy places the organism in Eukaryota, Metazoa, Chordata, Actinopteri, Pleuronectiformes, Pleuronectidae. Bases 376 to 828 code for a protein of 150 amino acids. The transcript has 6 exons.